AUGUGUUUUAUCAAACCUAGUCAAACAGAUUAUUGUAAAUAACACAUUUUAGUGUAAAUUCAGAAUUGAAAAAUGGCUUUCAUGCAAAUGUUUUUAUUGGCUCCCUCAGCAGUAACUCUGAAGUAAUAAUUAAGUUACUGUUCGUCUGUUCAGACUGCACUGAGCAGUAACUAUUGCUUUCAAAACAAAAUGGCCGCCGAAAAUCUACUUGCAAACAACUCAUCGAAGAAAAAAUUGAAGAAAUUAAAGGACAUACUAUUCCUCUAAAAGCAAAAGAAGCAACAAUAUAUGUGGUAUUAUUUGCAAUUUAAAACCGGAAAAUAACAUAAUCGGGUGGCACGGUUCUGACAUCUGGAUUCGCUUGACUCAAAAGUAAAAUUAGAGUGAAAUAAAUUAUAUUUCCCUACAACGUGUGUAUAUAUUUUUAUUUUUCCAUUCAAUUAUUUUUUAGUAUAAAUUCAUUUAUAUACUAAAACACCAAAUAGUUACCUCCGUCUUGGUGAUCACCGAAGACUAUAUAUAUUUACUUCGCAGCUUAGUGAAUAUAGGCUUGUAAUCACCUCGCCUUCUGUGACUAAUUGUUAAAUAGACAAUGUUUGUACAUUUGCAGCUGCAGUAAUUACUAAAUUAGUUACGCUGAAUCUCUGGUAUAAAAUUAAACUAUCUGUUGCCUCGUAUAUUUGGCAUGUUCAUUGUAUCUCAAAUUCAGAGACACUGAGGCUGUGCACCCGCAUCCCCAAAUUGGGGAUAAUUUACAAAUUUAAAUCUUUGUGUAUAUUUAUCCUAUUCCAAUACAAAUUGCAAUAAUAUAGAACACGAUAAUUUAUCAAAUAAAGGCAAAUAAAGUAUAAAAAGCUUUUUUAUGUAAUAUUUACAUUGAACUUGUAGAUUUAUACUUGGAAUACCCCCACUCCACAUUUUAAUUUUUGCAGAAACUCAUAACAAAAAGGAGGGCAAAUUAUUUUCAUUAGCACCCUGUAUAAUUAAAAUUUAUUUUGACUUUAUCGACAAAAAGCUGUUAAUUUCAAUGAACAUUCAAAUAAUGAACAUAAGAAUAGUUUCAUGCUGGGGCCGGUUGUAUAAAAACGUCGUUAACUUUAACUAUGAUUAGCGUUAAUCACUGUGGUUAAAUCCUCAACUAUGAUUAGUUAACUACACGACUUAAUUGCGUCGCACAAAACGUAGUUUGUCGGAUGAUUAACUAAUCACUGAGUUAACUUGCGUGGGGCUUGCGUGGGGCUUGCGUGGGGCUUGCGUGGGGCUUGCGUGGGGCUUGCGUGGGGCGUUUUAAACACAAAAUUACAUAAAGUAAGCAGCGAUUAACGACCGCUGACAAGCAUUUUUAGCAUGAUUGUGGACUUUCAUUUUGCAAAUAGGCGGGAAUUUUAUCACAGAGAAAAGAUAUACCAGAGAGAAAACACGCGGCAAAUUGUGUCACGCCGAUAUAUUUAGUCUAUUUACUAUAGAAAAUUAUAUUAAUUCGGUAUUUUAUUAAAUUUUUACCAUGCAGAGGAAAAAACUAUACGUAUUAUAGAAAUAAACAUUUUUUUAUGCAAGAGUUAUUUUUUGAGGCAUUUAUAUCGUUCGCUGCUUUGUUUUUUAUAUAUGAACAUCUGAAACCUCCAGCCAGUGCUUUUCACGAUUUUAAUAACGAGUAUAGAUAGGGAAAAAAAACACUUUUGGGAAAUAAAAUGUUAUGUUAACACUUUUAAUAAAAGGAAAUCAAUAAAAGUGAUCGCUUACCGUUAUUCUACAAUAAUUUAAUUAUUGGAAAAAAUUUCCAUGGGUAUCUCAUUUUUAAAAAAAAUCCAUUUUCACCUUUCGAACGGCGUUUUCCCUAUCUUUUCUUACGAAAUUUCAGCGACGGCACUGUCUGGAAGAUUUUGCGUGGCGCGUGGAACCUGCUAGAACGCGUGACACAAAAAUUCAGAUUAUCGAGGUGUCUGUUUCCUCUCUGUACUAUCUCUCCUCUGUGAUUUUAUUGAAAACAGUGAAAAUAUACAAGAAAACAACGAAAAAAUCAACGAAGAAGGCCAUUUUUACUUGGGAUGUCUACAUUAAACCAAAGUAUAACUGUUUGGCAAUUAUAUAUCAUGUUUCUUCGUGUAAUGGGCCCUACAUCGUCUUCGAGAAAUCUUCCCGUGCAAAAAUAUAUUUUGUUUUCGCCGAAAAACCAAAGCGAUAGCGUUUGAAGAGUUUAUAUUGUCAGAAAACAUUCACAGGGAAGAUAGCGAUUGAAAAUCCCAGGUAAGCAUUACUUCUCAUUGUUGUUUUACUGAAAACUGUUGUUCACUCCUAUACAAGCGCCAUUUUUAACUACGUUUUGAGAAGUUAACGAUACCCUAAAGCAUCGUUAACUUUAACUACGUUUUAACUAUAGUUAACGCUAACCACUUUUUUUAUACAACCGAGUUAACUACGUGACUAAAGUUAACCACAAUUUAACUACAAAAUAGUGAUUAAAAAGUGAUUAAGAGCUUUAUACAACCGGCCCUUGAAUGUUACAUUAAAAUAAAGCCCACAUAAUGCAAAAAAAACAUACCUAUACGUUACAUAUUUUAGCAAUUGAUAGUUCUGUGGUUAAAAGCGUUCACGUUUCAUUUAUUUUUUUUCAGUUUUGUCACAAAAAAUUUAAAAAAACAAUUAUCGUGUUGCAUGUCAUGGCUAACAUGACGCGAACGACGCGAGCCUGUACAUGUGUUCAGUCUUGGCGUAAUUAAGGAUGUUGAAACAAUAUUUGGAAAAUAUAGAGAAGGAUUUGCUGCAUUUAAUCAUGUAUUUCUCGUUAUGUAAUAAUCGGAAAAGCAUGUCAGCUUGAGGCAUAAAAAAGCCGUUUUCAGUUUAGCUGGUAGGCUAUUUUCAGAUUUAAUUAUCUAAUGGAACGUUGUUAAUUAGAUUAAAGAAAUUAGUGAUUUACUUAAUCGUUUAUAGUGCGGCUCACCUCAGUGCCACACAAUUCUAUCUAUGUGUCACUAAUCUCUCCAAUUUUGCUAUAUAAGUUGUUUGUACUUUUUGAAGUUAAGCAUUGCCAAUUAAAAUAAUCUAUACAGGCACUUCGACAGUGAAUCCUGCUUAAUAGAUUACAGUGGUCUUGGUUCAGUUACAUAUUCAGUUAUUCUUUGCUGCCUUAUAGGGCCUGGCGUUCCAAUUAUAGAUACCCAAUCUACAUUUGUUAGUUUGACAACAAUAUCCCUGAAAUGGUCUCCACCCUUCCAGCUUAAUGGUGUGAUAACAAAGUACAAAGUGUGCUGGCAUUCGACAGAUAGUUCAGUUAGCUGCAUAGAUACAUUGGUUGCCCAAAUUGGUUCAUACGUAAUAACGAAUCUAAGGCCAGGAACCACGUAUCAUGUAUUACUAUCGGCUUUUACGAAGAUUGGCGAAGGACCUGCUGACACAACGCAAAGAAAAACUAAUGAAAGUGGUAAGUGAAAGAUUCAAAUUCUGCACAGCUACAGAGGCAGAAUGUGAUUUAAUAUUAAUGCAUAUCCGAUUUUCAUUCAUCACUUCCAAUACCGAAAUCCCACAGUCUCAGUUGAAUUGCAUACUAUCACUAUGCAUGUGCAAUGAUUAAGAAUGUCAUCCAUUUUUCUGUACGGUUUCAAAAUUUCAAUCAUUUUAUGAUAAUUAUUAUUUUUUAACUAUAAACGCUCUGUGCGUGCAUCUAGUUUUGUUUUACCGCCACUAUGUUUAAUAACAUAAUGUAUGGUUUAUUUUAUGCAAUAACAUUCUAUAGUCGUAAUUAAAGCUAUGACAAGUUUUCAUAUUUAACAUUUGCAUGUAUGUACCUACAACAAAUACUCCACGACAAGUUUUUGGUUUUCUGACCGCGACAAUUGCUAUUAUUUAUUAAGUAUUACAACAUUAAAUCGCUGACCAAUCAGUGCAUGCACGUUCUCAAAUUACUUUGCCAAAUUUUCUUUGUUGACUUGUACUGACAUACAAAAUUUGUACUUUGCCAAUUUCUAUAACAAGUGCACUUUAAAUACAAACAAAAGGGGAAAAUAAAAAUGAUUUUCACUACAAAUGACACAGUAAUGAAGACUGCUAUAAUUGCGCCAUAACAAGAAAAUCGAAAAACUUAUAUAUCUAAAUCCAAACCGGAAACGCCAAUUUAUAUUUCUUCGUUCCGAUGCAUUCAAUUGUUUUCGUAAUUUAUUUAGAUCUGCAUGGGAACAAACUUCGGGCCACUUUGGUAGUAGGUGUAAGUGAUGACACAACGCAGAUAGGAUUCACACUGCCAAGAAUAAAAUCUUCAGAAAGCUCAAAAAUACAGUAAGUAAUUUUUUUCAAAUGGCUUUACACUUGCUGAGCUAUGCGAUUUAGCUCAAUUCAGUCCAAUUCAAUUCAAAUGAUUUCAAUUCGGUCAGUCAUUCAUUCAUCUAGUCAGCAAGAUAACUGUACAAAACGGUAAAACUCCUGGGUGUGUUUGCGAUUGAUCGUUGCAACCUAUCUAUAUGAAACUUCAGCUUCCCAACUUUGGAAUAAUAUUUCGAGUAAAUAUAAUAAAUAUUUUAUUAUUCACUUUCUACACGCAGUUUUUCGGUAUGUUGUAGCUGUUUGAUCAAUUUUCAACCAUGAAACUUAGAAACCACGUGAUCUAAUCGCCCUUUAAUAGUAUAAGAGGUCAAUCCAAUGUUUUUAUGUCAGAUACAGUGUAGUUUACCUGCAGUACUUAUUAGACUUAAGAUUAAAGGCGUUUCUGCUAUAUUUUUACAUUUCCUGAUACGACCACCCUUCUAUGCAAUGACUCUGAUGCGUAUAGUUCCUAUACGUAUAGUUCCUACGCGUAUUAAUAGUUCCUAUGGUUAGUCAUUCCAACAAGAGAGUUCUUGACACUAAUGAUAAUUGAGCUAUUUGCAUGAUACCAAAUUAUAGUAAAAUAAAAUUUAAAAUCUAAGUCUGUUAUACCGUUGAGCUUAACGCCAAUUGGCAAUCGUCAGACUAAAUUGUUUAUUGUUCAUGUUCGUAUUCAAAUUUUCAAGUGCAAGUUUCAAUAUCAAAAAACCCUUAUAAUGUUAUAUGUUAAGGUACAAGUUCCGAUCACUAGUUUAAAAGUGAUUUUUCUUCAUUGAGGAUGGAUAGCCAUCUUUUCUUGGACAUAGAUUCGCUGUACAACUUAUACACGGUUUGAUGUGGGAUCGACCUGCUUGUCCCUGCCUCCUCCGCAGGCCCUCGUUGCGUCAUGGGAAGGUCACGAUCUGGCGAGGGCCUGCGGAAUCUUGGAAAAAAAUGGCGCCGGCGUCACGUCAGCAAGUAAAUUUCUACAUAAUCUUGAAUAUAAACAGAUAUCAAAAAGCGGUGUAAAACUUGUAAAAUAAACUGGCGACUCUAUAAGGACGUGGAAGGAAGGAUUUUUUAACGGUAAGGUUUGUUGUCCACACCAACGUUGCAUGAAUAAAACUGCCUUCUUUAACGAAGCAGGUUCAAAACAACAUUUAUUCAUUUUACAAGAUUCCGCAGGCCCUCUCGAAAUCGUUACCUUCCCAUGACACAACGAGGGCCUGCGGAGGAGGCAGCUGCUUGUCCCUUCAAUUAAACCAUAAUAAUUUACGUGCUUUGAAAGUGCUGUCUUAUUCACGUAUCUUCUGCUUGUGAAGCAAUAUUAAGUAAGAAAAAAGAGUAACGUUUCCUUUGAGGUUUACGAAGAUAAAACGGAAAGAAUGUUGUUUUGAAUUUGCUCUUGUCCUUUCUUGGAUUUAUGUCGAUACUUAUGUCACACACUUGAUUGCAUUUCUUUGUUUCGCUUUUUGUCUUCCCUAUACACUGUAUGCGUAUUCAUGCAUCGCAAGUGAAGAAUGCGAGCUUGUGAAUGUUGUGUAUUGUUUUACAGGAAAGGCUUGAUAACACCAGUUGUGUGGACUGAUAAUUUUGCCAUUUGUGGUUGAUACAGCGGGUAAUAUUUUUCGUCCGCACUGGUAUCUUCUUCCAUACACCAACCAUGGUAUUUCCACGCCCUACCCUACCUUGCUCCACCCAACAAUAGUGGGUAUUUGGCAGGGCAUUGCGGGAAAUUGGCCACAUUUUUUUAGAUAUUAAUGUUAAAAUUUAGAUUACCUUACAUACACAUUAAUAAACAACUCUGAUUGCAGUAGUAUAAAAUUUCACGGUUGUCUGGAAAACGCGUGCACGUACACGCGUGCACGUCCACGCGUACAUGGAAAACGCGUACAUGGAAAACGCGUACAUGGAAAACGCGUACAUGGAAAACGCGUACAUGGAAAACGCGUACAUGGAAAACGCGUACAUGGAAAUCGCGUACAUGGAAAACGCGUACAUGGAAAACGCGUACAUGGAAAACGCGUACAUGGAAAACGCGUACAUGGAAAACGCGUACAUGGAAAACGCGUACAUGGAAAACGCGUACAAUGUUCAUCCUCGAGCCGGCGGCGCGAAGCGCCGUGCGAGGGUACUAAUUCCCCCCGGCUAUUUACACCCGGGGAAAAGAAAGCAUUAGCGAAGUCUAAAGUUCAUCAAUGAGCGCGGGCGUCGGUCACCAACGAUGGGUGGUCAUCCUCACUGAUCUCAAAAAUAUGGCGGACUGUCAUGAAUAACGGACACUGAUUGGUCCAAUUUAAACUUUGCAUUAUAACGACUGCAUGACGACAGCGAAAUAGCAAACAUUUCUUGAUUUGAUGAGUUGAUGAUUGAUAAAUUUCUUGCAAAUAUUCUUCAUUUUUGCUCGUAUUUCUGCAAGAUUUUGUAAAUUUCAAGAAAGAAAGGGCGAAAGAAUCAGCUGAAAGAAGGGAGCCGACGUUAACGAAGGUAAGUUUGUUUUAAAUAUUGAUUUUAUAAUGGUUUUAAAACUCGACGGCCUUUGCGUAUAUGAAACAACUAAAUAAGACGGCAUAUAAUUUCAGUGUAUCUUUAAUAUUGAUUCUCUUUUUUAUUAUAUUGAAUUUUUUAAAUAAAAAAUAAAGCAAAGUUAUUUGCAAGCGAGAAUUUGAAAUAAUUUUAUUGCAAACUCAAAGUUUAUCGAUAAAGCCAUUCAAUAGUUUAUAAAGGCAGUUUAGUUUUAUAAAGAACACUUUAAAACGUUUUGUGAAUUGUUUGUGGUUGAAUUUUACCUUAAAUUGAAGCUUGUAUUACGUAUAAUUACAUACCUAACAUAUAUAUGUUGGGAAAUUGAUAAUUUUGUAAUUAAAAGUGAUAUUUUUAGGCGAUUUUCAUUUGUAAGAAUAUUCUUUAAAAAUUAUCGUGUUACCAUGACAAUUACUUUAGAUACUUCAUGUUCGGAAAAUACAACUGUUUUGUCAGCAAGGCGAGGGUUUCUGCAUGCAUGUAUUUUCUAGUUUGUAACGUUAAUUAAAACUUGGCGGUUUUAUUGGAAGUCCUCCUGCAGACCUAGUGAUUGUGUCAACCCAGGGCUGAAAUUAUCAUGUGUUAUUCGAGCAUACGUGGUAGUGACUAUUUAUUACAAGAAAACAAAAUAAAGGCUUUUUUACUUCCGCGAAUCGAUGCCGAGAACGUAUAGUAUAACGUUUCAACCCCGGGGUCGAAAUCGUCUAUGUAAUCGUAAAAAAAUUCAACUCGGUUAACAGGGCUGAGUUCAACCCCGGGGUUGAAAAUGCUCCAUGUAAUCGGCCCCUUAGUUUGAUCUAAUCAUGUUGUAUCACCAUGUCGUUCCACGGCAUGUAAAGUUUAUACUUACACCUAAUUUAAUAAGGGUUUGGGGUUAUGUCUACCCUGGAUUCCAGAGCCUUCGACAGUAAAUAAUAAAUUGAAACACCGCGAAGGCUCUGGUUGAACUGGAAGACUCUUUGAUUAAACGGCGCCAAUCACAAAACAGAAUUAGUGGUUUUAGUACAGAAUCUGUACUUAUAUAUGUAUAUUUCACUAAAUAUUAAAUAAAUAUCAUCACUUCGGGUAAUAUUCCGCCGAAUCCCCCUCGCUUCGGGUCUAUAAAUGAUCAAUAAACUAUAUGCUAAAGAAAAUCUUAACAAUUUAAAAUAAUAGAUAAUUUUCUAUAAGCGUCAGUGCAUAAUUUUAAAUGUUUCUUCAUUGGAUUGUGAGGUUUCCGAAUGUGUGAUUAAUAUAUCUCCAAUGUUCAUCACGGAGAAGUGGCAUUAUCUCACGUGUAUGGGAUAAUAGCGUGAGGUGGUUGGAAACACGGCUGCUUUUUCUGGACGCAUGUUGGAACACAAUGAAAGUACUAAACAUUACGUAGUCCACUGUGAAGUUGUCCUUCACGGAGGCCAUGAUCUGACCAUCAUUGACACAAUCACUAGGUCUGCAGGAGGACUUCCAAUAAAACCGCCAAGUUUUAAUUAACGUUACAAAUGAACAUUGUACGCGUUUUCCAUGUACGCGUUUUCCAUGUACGCGCGUUUUCCAUGUACGCGUUUUCCAUGUACGCGUUUUCCAUGUACGCGUUUUCCAUGUACGCGUUUUCCAUGUACGCGUUUUCCAUGUACGCGUUUUUCAUGUACGCGUUUUCCAUGUACGCGUUUUCCAUGUAAGCGUUUUCCAUGUACGCGUUUCCAUGUACGCGUUUUCCAUGUACGCGUGUACGUGCACGCGUGUACGUGUACGCGUGUACGUGCACGCGUUUUCCAGACAACCAAAUUUCACUAUAUGAUCUUUAUUGCAUGGCCGUUUCCAUAUACCAACCAUUGAGCAAUCCGUAUCGAAGGUGUCGGCCAAAGCUUUUUCCACCUAAAUUAUUUUUUAGAUCCAAUUAUACAUGGUGUAUAAAAAAAACUGAACAGAUUGGAAAUUGCUAUCAAUUUCGCAAAACAGCUUUAGUAUCCAGUUUUGAUGCAUAUAACUUCUUUGAGUACUUAUAAAUAAUGUAGAAUAAUGGAAAAAAUUACAUAUUGCUGACAUAUGCAAAUUAGGCAAAGGCAUUAAUUAAGCAUGCAAUUCAAAUAGCUGAUUUUAAGGAAAAAAUGAAAGUUUGCGUGAAUGGUUAAAGGGCUUAAACUAAAGCAAAUUAUCUGAAAUUUUGUACCGUAAUUACAAGCCCAACAAAUUUUCCAUCUAUUAGCUCAAAAUAUGAUCAAAGCUUUUAAAUUUCGCGCGCAAGCCAUUUUUAGUUUGUUGGAAAAGACACCCCCCCCCCUGUAUCACAAAAUUUAAGUUAGAUAAUUUUUUCAUUAUUCUACAUUAUAGGUACUCAAAGAGGCUAUAUACAUAAAAAACUGGAUACUAAUAGCGGUUUUGCGAAAUUGAGAACAAAUUCAUAUCUGUUCAGUUUUUUUUAUACACCCUGUAUACAAAACCACAACGAAAAUUUUUUUCAGACAGUAUUUAUACUGGUGACUAAUACGACUAAUGGUAUUUUGAUUUAGGUAUUUCUGCGUAAUUGUCAAACGCUGGUCUACCAAUGAGAACGAGAACGUCCUUCGUGCAACACCUCAGAGUGACCUAACGAACUUCGACAACUCAAAUAGUGGGAAGAAGGCGUACAUAAGUAUAAUAAAAAAUGACUACCAAAGCGAUAUGAAAAUCAUUGUUGGAGAUAAUGUGGAGACAACUCUCAUUACCAGAAGAAAACGCAGAGGUGUCAUUGAAUACCGAAAUGCCCCUCUCAAUGAAAAUAUACAAUACGCAAUAUUUAUACGUGUGUUUUAUGAUAAAAAUGGGGUAAGUUAUAUUUAGCAAGUCUUGAUAUAGUUGCUGUUGUUGUUGCUGUGGCUGUUGCUGUUGCUGUUUCUGAUGCUGUUGCUGUUGCUGUCGCUGUUGCUGUUGCUGUUGCUGUUGCUGUCGCUGUCGCUGUCGCUGUCGCUGUCGUUGUCGUUGUCGUUGUCGUUGUCGUUGUCGUUGUCGUUGUCGUUGUCGUCGUUGUUGUUGUUGUUGUUGUUGUUGUUGUUGUUGUUGUUGUUGUUGUUGUUGUUGAUAUUGCUAAUUUGUUAAAAGGUACUUGAAAUAUCGAGUAUGCGCAAGUAAUAGGACCGUAACCGAUUGAAUAAAUCUCUUUUCUCUUAGCUACGUUUAACUACAGGUAUUUUGUUGGAUACUGAGUACUGUUCACCCAAAAAUAACCCUUACGGAAUUUCACAUAUAAUUUAUAUGGAAUUAGAACAUUUCACAAGCGAAAAUGUUCAUUUCAUAUGUGAAAUGUGACGAACAGAAUCUUUUUAUAACGAAAUGUUUACUCUACAGCGCCAAAACAACAUUGUAAUGGCUGGAAAUACUAGCAAAUCAAAACGCUGAGUCGAUAAUUCUUCGAUGCGAGAAAUACCGUCCGACCACUCAAAUUGCGAGUAAAACAAUAUUUUUCACAAUUGAAGCUGAAAAUCUUCUUCCCUGGGAAGACAAUUUUUAUUUCAUUCUUCUACUGAAGAUAAAUCUCAGUCUAUACUUAUAUAGUAGAAAGUGAUCGCUAGAUAGUAUACUUCAAAAUAAGGUUUCUUUUUUGUUAACGUAGAAAAAACUAUCUUAACGCAAAGCUAAUCCCUAACCCUAAUACUAUCCCUAAUCCUAACCUAACCCUAACCCCAACCUAAACCUCAACCUAACCCUAACAUUUUUAAAAAUUGAUAUAAAAAGGGAAACCUUAUUUUGAAGUAUACAAUCUAGCAAUUGCCAUAGUAAAAACUGUAUUACAAGCAGUUGGAUAAAACCGGGCUCUAAACUUAUCCAUGGUCUGAAUAACCGUUAACAGAAUAAACGGCUGUAAACAUUUAUUAUAUAUUUUCGUUUUGAAGGCUUCAUUUCAAAACUCUGAUGUCUUGGUUAAAGCAACAGCUUUUGCUGGUGAGUAUUCUCAAUAUUUCUUUUACUGUAACAGUUGUGGCAGUGAUUAUCGUUGCUGCAUAGACCAUGUACUUCCAAAAUAUACAUUUAAAUAUUCUUUUUCGUGCAUAUUAAUACAUCUUCUUGGCAUCCUUCAUUAACAAAAAUUAUAUUCAAUUUCAAUCACAGAAAUGAUGUCAAGAAGGCUUUAAUUAACAUGAAGUAUAAGCAUUUGGCCAGCACUUAAAGGCCGUUUUUCAUUAACGUUCGCUUUGCCCGCGCGGGCGAAGCGUUCAUUGAUUUUGACGCCCGUCACGCCCGCGUGAGCAGGUUUUCAAAGUCCGCUCCGCCCGCGCGGGCAAAGCGACUGCAAUGGAAACCGGCCUUAACGCAGGCUAGCGUUGUACUUCAAGUGUUGCCAUGGCAACACAUUCGUUUUCAAAUUUUUAUUUUUUCCUAUAUAUUUUUUUCUUAUAUAUUUUUUCUUAUAAAUUUUUAUUUAUUUGAAUUUUAAAAUUUAAGUUAAAAAAUUGAAAAUCAAAAUAUUAGUUGAAUGACUAGUAAUUUCCGAAAUUUAUACUUUGCGCGCUUUAAUUUAAUGUAGAUGUAACAAAUGUUCAUUGAAACAAACUGUACACUUUGCCGACAAAUGUCGAACUUAACUUUAUAAAACAAAAGAGGUUAAAAUUGUUGAGUGAUUUCAUUUCGGCUUUGAAAUUAAUCUGCUCUUAUUUACAUUUAAUUUUUUUCCUAAAUUCUACAGUGUAAUUUAGCUAACAUUUAAAGAAAAUAUUUAAAGAAACAAAAUUCAUAAAUAUUAAACAUUCAAAGAAAACUUGCCAUGUAUAUUUUACAUUUUCCUAUUGUAAAUCAAUUCCUCGCAUUUCUUCAAAGAAAAAUUCCUUGAAAGUUCCUUGUCCUAAAUAUAUGUUGUCAGACAAAUUAUCUGAGAGCCGACUUCACACAAAAAAAUCUUUAUUUAGAAUUCACUUUUCACUUUACAAACUCAAAUUUGCAAUCCAAUAUGUGUCAAUCCAAUAUUUCAAUUAAGGUUGUCCCCGAGAAAAGCGGAAAAGUCGAAUACGAGCGCGAAAGGCUUGCUGGGAAUCGCUAAUUUGAGUAUGCUAUGUCACAAUGCAAUAUAUCAUUUAUAGAAAUUCGCAUACAUAUGUUUUCCAAACAUACUCUCAGUGUUAAAAACUUCAUCACUUCUAGUAGCAUUUCGCCAAAUCCCUCCUUGAUCUCGGCCGAAAAUAAACACCAAACACUUACCGUAUUACCCGUACUUUGCAUGUUUUGCGCAUUUAUUUGAUAACUUUUAGUGAUAUCUGCGCAAAAUUAAUUAAGUAUAAUGCUCUUAAGUUGAAUUGCGCCCUAAUUUGUCCUGCCUUAUUAUUUUACUCUGUCUAAUGCCGGACGAUUUUAAUUUAUUCGUUAUGGAGAGACCGUUGGCGCCCAAUAAAGUCAAUAAAGAUCUAUUAUUUCUUAUUUGUAUUAUUUCCUACGAUAUUAAAUCACUUCUCAAUUCUAACUUAUAGAUGCAGAUAAAGAUAGUGAAGAUUGGAAACUUCUUAUUGGUAUUAUAGUAUUCCCAAUUCUUGUAACAAUAUUGCUCAUCCUCAUUGUUUAUUUUGUUUAUCAAAAUCGAACAUUGAAAAGAUCCAUCGCUAGUAUAAUACUUCGUAACAAGGAAACAACAAAUGCAACAAAGAAUGAUGUUGUUUACGAUCAUCCAUUUGAUACACGUGGCGACAGAGAUGACGAGAUGACCUAUGACGAUGUACGAGUUGACGAUCCAACAUACACAGCUCUGAAUUACAGAACUGGAAACGAAGAUGAAGAUCAUACCUAUAGUCAUUUGAAUGAGAUGCAAGAAAAUGAAACUGAAAUUUAA
Messenger RNA from Paramuricea clavata, 12568 nucleotides. The record is from the annotation of a GenBank genome assembly. NCBI's taxonomy places the organism in Eukaryota, Metazoa, Cnidaria, Anthozoa, Malacalcyonacea, Plexauridae.